AUGUUGGGUUUUUCUGAACUCUUGAAGUCCAAUUUCGGCGAAUCUGCCACACCCCUCACUUUGCCUUUAGAGCCCCGUUUGAAAUCUGGCCAAAAUGAUGCUACCGCUGCUCCUCCUGAAUUCUUCGAAACACUUGUGGGAGAGCGACGUGUGCCUCGGGACAAGGACCCCAAGAAGCCCAAUUAUGAGAUGAUCAAGGAUGCUCGUAAGGGUAUUCUAUCGGGAUUCCUCCGGUCAGGCAAAAUCUUUCGUGCUUCCGACUUCGUGGGGUAUGCGAACCCCAAGACAGCAAUUAUCACCCUGGGCGACAUUUACGACUUCGAAACUCGGUGUCUUGCUGCUCUAGACGAUCAGCCAAUCUCCCGGCCUCCCUUGAGCUCCAUAGUCCCUUUCGGGAAAGCAGCUGACAAAGGAGCCGACGAUGAGAAGAAGACCCUACGCAAUUUGUUUUUCAUUGCCUUAGCUCACGAUGAGUUACCUUCCUUUCAUUUCUGGACGAAACCAGGUGAUUUGGAUCCUGUGACCGCUGGACAACCGAUCGACUGGGGCAAACAUUUCGACGAAAAUCCACCUUCGCCAACGACAAAAGCCAAGAUUGCGAUGCUAGAGAACGAACGGAAAGAGAAGGUACAGCGCGGAGCUGGGGAGCAGCACAAUACACAAAACAAACAGGCGCUUGGAUUCCUAGACCGUUACAAUGACAUCAAUUUGCCGGGUUUGGGAAGAGAGCCAACUCAAAGGCAACCUACUGAUGACAUCGACUCGGGUUCUCAAACAAGUGCAGCACCGGUUUUCGCGCAAUCCCCGCUUGAGGCUGAAGUCCUACUCCAAUUCAACAGAGGAGGCAUGUAUCUCAGAGAAUUUACCCACAGAGCUCUCUAUGCCAUGGCUUGCUGGCUCGUUGGGAAUGAGGAAGAGGAUGAGGAAGAGAAAGCGAAGGAGGGUCCAACCGAAAUUUGGGGCAUGUUCCUGGAUAUCCUGGGUCCUGGGAAAGUUAUUCGCGAAGAGAAAAUUGUCUCUGUAUCUCGGGCCUCAAAUCGGAAUUUUCAGGACAACAUAAAACCAGUUUUUGGCCGGCCAGACAAUAAGUUUCGGAUUCGCUCCACGAGGUAUCAGUCUUCGUGGAACCUGGAGUCAGGCUUUGACUCAGGUGGUGUGGGCGAACUGAAGUAUGAUCUGAAGAUAGUGCGCCCAAACGUUGGCUACUGCUAUUGCUCGGCAAAUUGGCACAAUACCGGAGAUUUGUACUUGAACAAUCUGCAUUUCGAAAAGGCACUUAGAUUCUUAUUCGAUUGGGACUCGUCUGCGUACCCGAAAUCGAACAAUUUGAGCCUUGAUAUACCCGGCCACGGCGCCUUCGGCCUCGAUCGUAACUCAAACGUGGUGGUGGACGACAACAUCCAAAAAAUCUUUGCUGAGCUCUCGGGUACCCCAGUGAAAUCGGAUUCUCACCCUGUAGAGAUUUUCAUUCGCGACGUUUUCGAGGAUGUAACAGACGGGUCCGACUCCCUAAGUACCAGCUCUCCUAGGCAUGGGAAUGCCAAGUCUGAGACGGGUCCCGGAGAAGUACCCGACGUGCUUCAAGCACCGUCAGGAGCAGGUCCAUAUGUUGAUCAAGGAUCCAUAAACGCUUUGGGCAUCCCUGAUCAGCCACCAUCAGAUAUCCUCGGUGGCUUGAUCACUGGUCAACUCCCUGAACCUAGUUCCAUCAAAGCAACAGAGGGUCGCGGAGGUCCAGAUUUUCUUUCGAUACAUCCACGGUUGCUCACUAAUGCUGAAAUAAAUGAGCUCAAAGAUCGGUUGAAGAUUGCAGAGGCGAGCGUUGUUGAGACUGAUGGCCUACAAGAGCGGCUGAGAAUUGCAGAGGAGAAGCUUUCUGAAAUGAACAGUUUAGAGCAGCGGCUAAGGACCUCAGAGAGCAGAGCUAAGCUGAAAUCCUCUUGUCCAUUCUGUCCCCAGGACUGGGCAGGGGUGACGAAACAGCAACAACAAGACCACCUUAAGCUACAUCAAAAGAAGAUUGUUCGUCAGCCAGACCCGCAAAAGUGCCCGCAACCAAAUUGUACGAGUUGGUUGGGUGAAAACCAGACAGAAUCAAGCUAUGAGCAACAAGAGGAGCAUGAGUCCGUUCAUCGCGAUAAUGAAGAGACCGAAGAGGAGCGUGAUCGACUGCAAGAAGAGGUCAAAAAUCUCGAAAGAAUCGUAAAGGAGCGUGACCAGUUGCAAGAACAGGUCAGGGAUCUUCGAGACACGGCAACGGAGCGUGACCAGCUGCAGCAACAAGUCAGGCACCUCCAAGACGCCGCAAACGAGUGGGACCGGUUACAGGAGGACCUCGUGAGUAUCACAGCGGAGCGCGACUCGUUGCGAGACCGGGCGAUGGAACUCGAAAGGCGUUCAAAAGCUGGUUCAGGCCUCGAUGAAGGGAUGCAGACGAAAGAACCGGUGACAGAGGCACAGGUAGAUGAAGAUCCCAAACAGCCAAGUCAAUCUGAAGCUCCUAAGAAACUACGAUACUGCAAUGUCUGCUUGAAGAGCGUGGACAAGAUGAGUGUUAACGCCAAAACUAAGCAUGCAGACAAAUGCGAGACCAGCGUAUCGGAAUUCUUGUUAUUAAAUCCGGUAGAAGCAAAAAGCAUCAGGGAGAAGCGAAACAACAGCCGCGACGUCGUCAGGCCGCAAGCACCAGAGGGUCCGAAAGAAGAAACGGAGAUGCCUAAUACAGGGGAGAAGAGUAAACAGAAAGCUUCAGCUACAGCUGCCCCAUUGGAAAGUGGGCAGGACGAAGCAGAAGAUGCGAACGCAGCUCAAGAGCCAGAGGCCAGCAAGGCCACAGGUCGUAAAAAACCAAAGCGCAAAUUUGACACAUUCAAACCUCCGAAGGAAGAUGAGUCAAAUAGCGAAGACCUCGAGUCUCCCAAGAAGAAGCCUAAGCUCAAGGCGAAGGCACCCAAAGCCGAGAAAAGAGAAACCGCGCCUACGAGAAGGUCUGCUAGGGGCAAGGACAUAUAUGAACCACCUGAAGAGGAAGAGGAUGUGGAGGAAGCAUACGACGAGCCUUCCUCAUCAGCAAAGGGAAGCAAGAGGACGAAGAGGAUGGCUCCAAAGAAGACGAGAACAAAUAAAUAG
Messenger RNA from Letharia lupina, 3129 nucleotides. RefSeq lists its product as uncharacterized. The transcript has 4 exons. Bases 1 to 3129 code for a protein of 1042 amino acids. The record is from RefSeq and is a predicted model, not a curated record. Lineage: Eukaryota; Fungi; Ascomycota; Lecanoromycetes; Lecanorales; Parmeliaceae.